CCCCCCCCCCUCGCCCCGCCCCGCGCCCCUUCAAAACUGGGCGCAGCGAAGCCGGGAGUCACUUGCGACUCAGCCUCCGGAAGAAUCGCGGCAGCGCCCGUCGUCGCACUGGAAACUCGAGUCGAAGAAGGAAUUCCGAAAAGAGUGAAGAUGCGGCUGCUGUUGGCUUCUGUCGUGCUGCUGUGGCUGAGCGCAGUAGCGUCGGCGGAGGAGACGGUCGAGGUGCAGCUCCAGCAAGGCGCCAUCGUGGGCUCGAGGUCCGAGGCCAAGGGCGGCAGGACGUUCUACGGCUUCCUGGGCAUUCCCUUCGCCCAGCCUCCGAUCGGGGCGCUCAGGUUCAAGGACCCCGUGGCCGCCGGGGCGUGGGAGGGUGUGAGGAACGGCACCGUGGCCUCGCCCUUGUGCCCGCAGCCGGACGCGCCCUCGGACUGGACGCAAGAGGACUGCCUCUACCUCUCCGUGUACACGCCGCAGCCCAACCGGACCGACCUCCCCGUGAUGGUGUGGCUUCCCCAGGGAGGCUUCAUCAACGACGUGACGCCCAUGUUCCAGCCGGAGUUCCUCCUGGCGAGGGACGUGGUCCUCGUCGUCCUUCAGCACCGUCUCGGCGUCUUGGGAUUCCUGUCGACCGAGGACUCAGAGCUCCCAGGCAACCUGGGGCUGAAGGACCAGGCGCUGGCCCUUCGCUGGGUGCAGGACAACAUCCGCGACCUCGGUGGCGACCCAGACAAGGUCACCAUCUUCGGGCAAAACGCGGGGGGCGCGGCAGUGCACUACCACAUGUUGUCUCCCAUGUCCAGUGGCCUGUUCCAGCGAGCCAUCAUGCAGUCGGGGGCGGCACUGUGUCCCUGGGCGCUUCGGGAAGACCACCGGCAGGUGGCCUUCAGCUUCGGCCGCAUGGUGAGCUGUCCGGGCGAGCGCGGGGACGCCGCCAACAGCACUGCGCUCGUCGACUGCCUUAGGGAGGUCCCUGUCAAACAGCUGAUGGCUGUGCAGCCCUACAUCAUGCCCUCCCCGUACGUCCUUACGCCCCGCGUGGACGGCGAGUUCCUGCCCGACCACCCCGCCACGCUGGUCAGGGAGGGCCGCUACAACCGCGUCGACGUCCUGUCUGGGGUGACGCGGGACGAAGGUGCUCUCAACGCCAGAGCGUUCGUGGAGGACGGUGUUGUGGACAGUAUGAUCCAGAACUUCAGCCUCUUGGGGCCCCCCGCCCUCGGCUUCGAGGCCUGGGACGACGACCCCGAGUACCUGGCCCGCCUGGCCUUCCACAGGUACCUGGGGCCCAUGGAGUUCGACUUGACCAAGAUCGAUCCUCUCGUCAAGCUCCUCGGCGACAGCUUCUACAGCAUGUGCAACGUGGAGACCAUCGAGCACCACGCACGAGACGCCGCAUUCGGCUACCGCGUCUUCGCCUACGAGCUGCAGCACCGCGGAGAGCACGCCUUCUCCGACCUGUUCAGGGGACCCUCGCCCGCCUGGAACCUGGCCUAUGUGGGCGAUUCGGACGACCUGCAGUACCUCUUCUCCUUCGAUAAGUUCAACAUCAGCCUGAGCAAGGACGAGGACCUCUUCGUGUCCCGGAUCAUGGUGGAUCUCUGGACCAACUUCGCCGCCACCGGGAACCCGACGCCCGACCUGUCCCUGGGCUUCAAGUGGACGCCGACCUCGGCCUCGAGCCUCUCCUACCUCGGCCUCACCUCCGCCCCCGCCAUGAAGGUCUACGACAGGGAUCAGGACAUCGAAUUCUGGAGGAACCUCCCGAGGAAGAUGAACAAGUUGCUGUACCCGGACCGCUUCUCCAAGGAAUCCUGCACACGGCCCAACGACACGGUGGCUGUUGAUGGCGCUGCCCAUCUACGACUCAGUCCUGCGCGCCCGAGUCUCAGCCUUGCCAAAAGAACUUCCACUCGUCUGACGCUGGAGACAAACGCCGGAGGGUCGAGAGUGACGUCUCCCUUGGGCUCUCGCCAGGCGGUUUAUCCCUGCAUUCCUCCUGACAUCAACAAGCGCCAACGCCCAGCGCUCCAUGGCACGUGCUCGCCCAGCGGCGAGAGGAAAUGGCGCGAAAUCGAGGAAGCGACGAAACAGCCAGACGGAAUGGCAGCGGAUGACGCAACACGUAAUCACGUGAGAAUAGAAGCUGGACCCAAGGGAAGUCAGAUGAAGUUCAAAUCAGUUUCGCCAUGGCUAAGUUGUGUAGAAGUCUUCAGAAUGAGAUCGUGGGUCGUCGUAAUGCUGAUAGUGGCGACCUCUUGGGUAGCACAGGGUCGUACCCCCGACCCCGAGGGCCCUACCGACGACCCCGCCGAUGCCCAGGACGCCGUGACUCCUGACGGCGCCGCCACAGACGCUCCAGAGGGGUCCGUGGAGGUCGUCCUUCAACAGGGCCGCAUAAGGACGGUGGGACGGAGUGCUUUUCAGGAGCGCCAGAAAGUCUACGCUUUCAAGGGCAUUCCCUUCGCCCGGCCGCCUGUAGGGGAUCUGAGGCUCAGGAAGACAAAAACAAAAGAGAAACACAAGAAAAAGGGAACUAGAGAAACAACCAAGAACAGCGGGACUUCAAUGGCACGGCCUUUCUUCGUCGCGGGCCACGAGGACUGCCUCUUCCUCAGCGUCUACACUCCGAGGCCUUCGCAGACCGCCGACCUCCCCGUCAUGGUGUGGUUCCACGGAGGGGGCUUCAAGUCGGGGAGCGGCGCCCCCUUCCCCCGCCUGGCCGACGAGGGCGCGGUGGUCGUCGUGGCUGUGCAGUACCGCCUGGGACUCCUGGGAUUCUUAUCGACGGAGGACGCAGUUCUUCCAGGCAACCUAGGAUUAAAGGACCAGGCGAUGGCCCUCGCCUGGGUCAAGGAAAACAUCCGUGACCUCGGCGGUGACCCACACAAGGUCACCAUCUUCGGCGAGUCAGCUGGGGGGGCGUCGGUGCACUUCCACAUCCUGUCUCCCAUGUCGAAAGGCUUCUUCGCGCGGGCCAUCAUGCAGUCCGGCUCGGCCCUAUGUCCUUGGGCCCUGGCCAGCAACCACGCCAAGAUGGCCAUCGAAGUCCUGCAGAAACUGAACUGCUCCGACGCGUCCUUCCCGCCCCUGGACAGCCAAGGACUCCUCACUUGCCUGCAGGAGACUCCCGUCCACUUCCUGCUGGAGCUGCCAAGUGCGGAGCUGAGAAUCUCAGAGUUCGCGCCGCGGGUCGACGGGGCGUUCCUGCCGGCCCCCCCGGUGACGCUGCUGAAGGAAGGGAGAUUCAACGCCGUCGACAUCCUCUCGGGCACGACGCAGCACGAGGGCGCCUCCUUCGUGAACUACUUCUUCUCGAGGCCCGAAUUCCCGCGCUACGUCAACGACUACUUCACGACGGCCGCCCCGGAGAUGCUGUUUCUCGAGGACGGCGACUCCCCGGCCUAUCUGGCCCGCAGGAUCUUCUUCCACUUCGUGGGCGGCCUCAGGGCUUCCCGGGACGAUGAGGAGGCGCUGGUGGAGAUGUUCGGCCAGAGGUUCAACGUCGCCUGCCAGGAUGAGACGGCGCUCCUGCACGCACGCACCUCGCCCUACAAGGUCUUCGCCUACGAGUUCAGACACCGCCCCUCCGGCAGAAGGCUCUACGUGGGUCACCUGGACGACCUGCCGUUCCUGUUCGAGGGCGUCGCCCCGCCGCUCUCGCGCCCCCAGGACCUCUUCGUCAGCCGCCUCCUGCUGGCCCUGUGGACCAACUUCGCCAAGACGGGGAACCCGACGCCUGACCUGAGCCUCGGAUUCCGGUGGGCGCCCAUGAGCAGCGGCUGCCUCAGCUUCCUGGCCAUCACGCCCACGCCCACGAUGCAACACGACACACGCCAGGAGGUUCGAGCCUUCUGGAACCACCUGCCGCUGCCCCAGAACAGGCUCCUGUAUCCUGCCCACUUCGCCCCCAACGUCUCGCCGAUGCCCUGCCCGCCCACACGCUGAGGGGGGGGGGGGGGG
Messenger RNA from Penaeus chinensis, 3960 nucleotides. RefSeq lists its product as uncharacterized. The transcript has 27 exons. NCBI's taxonomy places the organism in Eukaryota, Metazoa, Arthropoda, Malacostraca, Decapoda, Penaeidae. The record is from RefSeq and is a predicted model, not a curated record. The coding region runs from base 151 to 3945 and encodes 1264 amino acids.